Messenger RNA from Lemur catta (Ring-tailed lemur), 4729 nucleotides. RefSeq lists its product as uncharacterized. Lineage: Eukaryota; Metazoa; Chordata; Mammalia; Primates; Lemuridae. Bases 16 to 1335 code for a protein of 439 amino acids. The record is from RefSeq and is a predicted model, not a curated record. The transcript is spliced from 8 exons.
CGAGGGUAAGGGGCCAUGUUUAUGGAGAAAGGGGUUCUGUUAGGGUUUCCGCACUUGGGUGUGAGGAAGCGGCGGGGUAAGCCGCAUAGGCGGACAGGGGAGCGCGACGGGGCCGGCAGCCGCGGCGCUCCAAGCCAGGCCAGGAGCCGCGGGCGGUCGCCGCUGGAGCGGAGCUGCCAGGGGGCGCAGGUGCUGCGAGAGAAAGUGUGGGUACCUUGGAACGGGCUCAUCGUGAUUGGAAAGAGAGUGGAGCUCCUGGGUAGAAACACGCCAAAGCCUAGGAUGUGGGACCCGAAGCUUGAUUCUGAGUACUGGACAAUGGAAGAUGUGGAAAAGAUGGUCUUGAGAGAGAAGUCAGAUCCAACUGAGGAAAGGAUGAAUGUGAAGUUACUGCCCAGUGUAGCCGAUGCAUCACAAGCUUCAGCAGAUAUGGGGAAAGACAGCCCAAGGAAGAUUCUGGGAAAGCAAGAGGUCAAACGCAAAACAGGGGCUGAAUCAAAGAGUGCAGGCAUGACAGCAGGGUCUAGGAGGGGGUCUGGGAUUGAAGAGAAUGUAAGGUCUACUGGGGAGAGGGUUGACACCAAUGGAAAGGACUUGAGGUCCAGAGGACAUAAAAUGGGGCCGAAUGAGAAGAAGCUGAGGUCGGGUGGAGAGGAGCUGACGUCGAGUGGAGAGAAGCUGAGAUCCAGUGGAGAGAAGCUGAGAUCCAGUGGAGAGAAGCUGAGAUCCAGUGGAGAAAACCUGAGGUCGAGUGGAGAGAACCUGAGGUUGAGUGGAGAGAACCUGAGAUCCAGUGGAGAGAAGCUGAGAUCCAGUGGAGAGAACCUGAGGUCGAGUGGAGAGAAAUUGAGAUCCAGUGGAGAGAAGCUGAGAUCCAGUGGAGAAAACCUGAGGUCGAGUGGAGAGAACCUGAGAUCCAGUGGAGAGAAGCUGAGAUCCAGUGGAGAGAACCUGAUACCAAGUAGGGAGAAGCUGAAAUUGAGUGGAAAGAAGCUGAGGUCCAGUGGAGAGGAUUUGACAUCCAUUGGAGAUAAGCUGGGAUCUACUGAGGACAAUUUGGGGACCAGUGGGGAGAAGUUGGAGCGUCCAAGAAUGGAGAGCAUAAAUGAGGAAACUGAAAAAGUGAUAAAAGUUACUGGUGAUGAAAGAUUGAUAGAAUUUACUGAUGAUGAGAUGGAAGUUCUUUUUGAAAGGGUCAAAGGGAGUGAUGAACUAGAAAGGACUGAGGAAGAGGUGGAAGUUGAGGGGGACAUCGUUGGUGAAGUCAAAGAUAUUACUGAUGAAUCUGUUAAUAUGGAAGAGAAAGACAUUAUAGGUGAGGGUACCAGUGCAUGAGGAAGAUGAAGGAUUGAAGCUAAAGAAGGAAAGAGACGUAGACAGGGGAAGUACUGAAAGUCAAAGAGGAGAAAUUAGAGCCAAGCAGAACAUUAUUGAUCCUGAAGGGGUAAAGAUGAGAGAGGGAAGGAGAGGGACUGAACCUAAAAGAAGAGAGAGUGGGGAGGAAGAAGAGCUACUGGGGAUAAAGGCGGAGGCCAGAACCUAAGGAAAUGAGGGAGACUGGCACGGAGGGAAAUGGGAACCUUUGGAGGAGAAAUACAAGAUUUGGUGAUGUGUUGACCAGGGAAGAAAAUGGGCUAUUGGUUCUGGGAGAGGAGCUCUGACUGAGGAGUUUAUGGGAAAUGUUUGAGAGAUGGAUUGAGAAUGGACUAGAAGGAUUUAGUCUAAUGCAUGAUGGGUAUAUAAAAUGUAGGAGAAUUACAGCAGGAUCAAGGGUAGAUUUUGAAGGUUGUGGAAGAACGUGCAGGCUAAAGUGAGCAAAAUUUCUGAAAGAGGAUCCCAAAGAAUGAUGGGCUCCAAAGUGACAAAAGCAAGAGGAGAGGAGAUAAGAAAAUAAAGAAGUGAAGAAGAAAAGUAAGAAGCCAUAUCCCAUGAUGGGAAGAGAGAAGACUCCUUGAAUGCCUCCUGUCAAGACUUCAGCGUGAAGACUGGCCCUUACAUCCUGUUUGUCUCUCGAGUAGCGAUGUAAGAGGUGGCUAAAAGGAGUCAUGGAUAGAAUCCUUGCUUAUGGAAUGUGGUUGCUAAAUCUUUUUAAUCUACAUCACUGCCUGCCCGAGAUCCUCACUCCUAGCCUCCUCUGGAAACUCUGAGAGCGGAGGAAUUGUCUUUUAUAAGUGGCCUGCACAGGCACAAGUUCAAGACGUGGGCACUUUUCGGUUGCGUGAAAGUCUCUCAGAUUGCAGCACACAGUAUACAAAUUACGAACCAAAUAAUCAGAUUUGUUCCUUGGCUGGAUUCUGGAUUACAUUUUCUCCUGGGAUAACAGAUGCAUUCCACCGAGGCCACAGGAAGAAAAGUGAAGAUCAAGCCACCAUGACAAAGGCCAACCACCUCAUAAGUGCAGAUAUUUUCAAUUUCUAGCUGGCCUCCACCAAUUCCUGUGAUUCAUCCAUGUGUGUAUUCAACAGCUAUUUAUCCUGUUGGUCCUGCGGAUUCAAUAGCGACAGUGACAGAUAGGCCCCUGAAUCCAGUUUUAGCUUGGCCUGCCAGCUCAGACCUGUGUGGCCCCCGUCGGCUGCUCCUUCACUUCUCAGACCUUCUCCUUGGUCCCUGGCUGCUCUUCCUAUUCAAACCUGGGCUGCGACAUCACAGGACACCCCUCUUUCCUGAGUCUUCCCUGUGCACCUGCCAAAGGUUUGACCAUCCUUCUCUAUGAAGUCACAGUAACAGUGCCAACCUCUCAGGGCUGCUGGAAGAUGAAAUGAGAUACCACGUACAAUACCCCAGACAGAUGUGUCCACGAUGAAGUAAAACCAUACACCUCAGCUCCCACACCAGGGUCCCCGGCACGGAACAUCUGGGAGCUGUGCUUCCCUGCAUCCUCCCACCUUCCAGCCCCGCACAGCCCUGGCAGCCCCUCGGGACUCCGUACGGUUCCUGUGGAAAAUGAACAAUGAUACAGAAGAACCCUGUCUUCAGCAAUGGCCAGGCUUCCCUUGCCACCCUCACUGCGGCCAACAGACUUGCCCUCACCUGCUCUCUUUCUGGGACAAAUAGCCUGGCAGGCUUCCAUCUUGGGACACCCAAACUCAGGACAAACAACAGCUUGGGUGACAGUACCCUGUGGGACAGGUAGGAGUCCCAUCUAGCCCAGUUUCCCAGACCUCAGUUGCUCUUCUGUCCCUGUCUGCUAUCUGGCUGUCCACUCUCCCAGCCUCGCUCCCUGGAGAGCACAGCAAACAUCUCCUUCGCUGCCAAACACUUCCCAGGAAUUACUAGAAUAAUCAUGAGAGGCCUAAGCUCUCCGUGCCCGCCACCUCCUCUCACCCCCACGCAGGUACUCUGGGGCCCAAAGCUGACUUCCUCAGCCUUUCGGACUAGCUGGGAAAGAGCUGCCCAAGUUCCCACACUAUCUAGCGGCAGAGUCAGGCUGGGCCUUGUUCCCUAAUGGCAGCUCCUGUCUCCUACAUCUCAGCCCAGCAGUGGAGGGCAGGCGUGGAACCGGGCGGCCGGAGGCCUGGUUGUUCCGAGGCUUGGUCUAUCCUCAAGUGCCUUCCUGGCCUUGAGAUUUCAUGCAGCAGGGCCGGGGCCUGGAGGAGCCAUCAGUCUACAAGGUGGAAUUUACCCCUGGACACAGGUGCCUGAGUUCAUCCUCAAGGAACAGCAUUACUCCCUGUCACUCCACAGUCAAUAUUGACAUAACAAAGGAGAGAUGUGGGCAGGGGAGGGGAGAGGAGUAGGGCCUCAAGGUGGCACCCUAACCACUAACCCUUUCAAGUCUUCCAGGGCAGAUGGAGCCGGCUUCUACCUCUUCCCAGGAGAAAGAUUCUGCCCUGGAAGCAGGAACUCUAGAAUUCUGCCUGGGGGAGAACUGCUGCUGUGAUUGUCAGACUGGGGCCUUGGACCAGAGUUGCCAGGCUGGGGUCCGGCAUCUCUGGCCAGUGGAACCUCCUUCCAGGUGGUCGUCCCUGUGAUGCUCUGAGGGUCUCAGAGGAACCUGGCGGGAAGGUCAGAACUCAGACGCUCCCAUGUUCCCCAGGCCUCCCAGUGCCAACAGGGUCAGUGCUUAGCUGGUCACAACGUGCCAGGAGUCUGUGAGGUGGGGUGACGGAAACGUGCCCAGCUAGCUCCUGGGGUCAUGGUUGGCUGGUGAUGGAAUGGCCUAGCCAGGCAAGGGACAGGCCACCACAAAACACACCCCCUACUCUGCAGCCAUCUGAGGCACCCAAGCGUGGACUGCGGACGUUCCCUUUCUCAUUUCCACAAACUGUGGGAAAACUGUCCAGUGGGCCACAUGGCUUUUAGAGGUAAAAAUAAGUAAAUCUGUAAGUUCUACCUUUUACUUGACUCCACAGGGUUCUCCCCUCACUACAGCAAUGAGGGCAAAUGAGGGCAAACUGUCACCCGAACACUGGAGAUUCGACCCCCCACCCAAAGUCCUGCAAGAUCCUACAGAGCAAGUGGCCUGCAGGUCUCCCUCACCUGAGCAGCAACAGCAGGUGGCACAGACCACCCAGAAGCCCUCCCCUGCACCUGAUGGGUCAGCCCCUGGGGCACAGGUCUCCCCCUCACCGCACCCCCCACUGUGGGCACCAGAACUGGGGGGUGGGGGGGAAUCACUAGGACAAAGGAAGUCAAUGAUUUAAACAAACGGAAUUUCUUUGUCCUUUGUAAAAGUCAACACAUGAUCUGUUACUGAUUGAGAUGUGAAAUAAAACUAGAAAUAACAGCA